Molecule: messenger RNA, 1091 nt
Organism: Brachypodium distachyon (stiff brome)
Lineage: Eukaryota; Viridiplantae; Streptophyta; Magnoliopsida; Poales; Poaceae
Product: protein EMBRYO DEFECTIVE 514
Exons: 2
Coding region: 150-860 (236 amino acids)
Biological process (GO): chloroplast organization; chloroplast rRNA processing
Cellular component (GO): chloroplast
Source: RefSeq, a predicted model, not a curated record
GGUAAUGCUUGAUUCUUAAGCACUCAAAGUCUCAAGCCCUCGUUCUCUCACCAGAACCCCCAAAACCCUACGAACAAACCGCAGCCUCCGCCUCCCAGUCCAGCUUCCUUCUCCGGCCAGCCUCCCAGCCCCCACGCGCUUCUCCGGCCAUGGCUGAACCCGAGGUAGCUGCCACCGCAGCCACCGCCAUGGAAACCGAGGCGUCGGAGGCGAACCCUAGUCUGAAGAGGGAGCGGGAGGAGGGGGACGUCUCCGCCGCCAGCGCUGCGGCGGAGGCAGUGGAGGAAGCGGCGGCUAAGAAACCGAGGCUGGAGGAAGAGGCGAAGGAUGUUGAGGAGAAGGGGGUGGAAGAGGGGGCGAAGGAUGUUGAGGGGAAGGGGGAGGAAGAGGGGGCGAAGGGAGAGGAUGGGAAGCCGGUAAAGUUGGGGCCGAAGGAGUUCGCAUCUUCCGUCGACAUGUUCGACUACUUCUUCGCGCUGCUCCACUCCUGGACACCGCAGCUUGAGAUCAAUAAGUAUGAGCAUAUGGUGUUGGAGGACCUGGUGAAGAAAGGCCAUGCUGAGCCCAGUAAGAAGAUUGGAGCAGGCGUUGAAGCCUUUGAGAUCCGCAACCAUCCCGUCUGGCAAAGCCGUUGUUUCUUUGUUCGCAGGGUUGAUGGAUCCUCCGAUGAUUUCAGCUUCCGCAAGUGUGUGGACAACAUACUUCCUCUCCCUGAGGACCUGAAGAUGGGCAAAUCGAAUGGCAAGAAGGGUGGUGGUGGCCACUACAAGGGCAACGGCGGGAGAGGAGGCCGAGGCGGUGGUGGUCGAGGUGGAGGUAGCUUCCGCGGCGGCCGGGGCCGGGGCAGGCGAGGCAACUAGGAACCCCAAUAAACCCCCACAGUUUUGCCUAUCUAAUGCCAAACAUCAUAACCUGAGGCAUUUAUCAUGAUCUAUGCGUGUUUCUUUGCCUGUCCCAUAGAGGAGCACGCUCCACCACUUAUGUACUGUGCAACUGUGAUAUGAUCCGUGGAUGCUCGCAUCAUAUUGUUCUUUACUUGUUUAUGUCUUUUCUGUUAUUCAGUUAUUUAAGUCGAGGUGUCUUUGCGUCAA